CACGUUUACCCGGAAGACUUUCGGUGGUACACACGAGUGAACUUGUAGAGAAGAAGCAACAUGAAAACACAUUUGCAUUCAACUUAACGCUAACUUUUCUUGUGUAGUUUUGUGAGUAAAACUACUGGCAAGAAAACAUGGCUUCUACGUCGGACUCAGACAAGCCGUCGGUGUCCAACGUGGAAGAAAACAGAAGUCGUCUCUGCGAUGAGUUUGCAGCUAUAGCGGGAACUGACAGUGCUGUGGCUCAAUGCUACCUGGCUGAAAAUGAAUGGGAGAUGGAGAGGGCCCUGAACUCGUUCUUUGAGGCUGACUUGGAAAGAGCAUUUGAAGUGGGAAACUCCCCAGAAAGAGAGACCAGCCCCAAACCAAAGAGGCAGAAGGUUGAGGACAAGCCUCCAGGAGGAGACUGUAUAGAUUUGACUGAGGACAGCCCAGCCUCCACAAGGAAACCCUCAGAAGAAGAUGACGAGAAGCUGUCGAUGAUCUCGUGGAACGUGGAUGGCCUCGAUACGGACAACCUUGCAGAACGUGCCAGAGGACUGUGCUCCUUCCUAGUCCUAUACACUCCUGAUGUGGUGUUCCUACAAGAGCUCAUCCCACCUUACGUCCAGUAUUUAAAGAAACGGGCCGUGAGCUACCUAAUCAUUGAAGGUGGUGAAGAGGGUUACUUCACUGGAAUAAUGCUGAAGAAGUCGCGGGUCAAAUUCCGGGAGAGCGAGAUAAUACCUUACCCCACCACUCAAAUGAUGAGGAAUCUCCUUAUUGCUCAGGUGGAUUUCAAAGGCCAGAAGUUUUGUCUGAUGACGUCCCACCUGGAGAGCUGUAAAGGCCACGCAGAGGAGCGCAUGAAACAGCUGCGAGUGGUGAUGCAGAGGAUGAGAGAGGCGCCGGACGAUGUCACCGUCCUGUUUGGAGGGGACACGAACCUGAGGGACACUGAGGUGGCCAAGGUGGGUCUGCCCUCCACUGUCUGCGACGUGUGGGAGCGGCUGGGAAGGCAGGAGCACUGCCGCUACACGUGGGACACCAAAGCCAACACCAACAAGACUGUUCCUUACAUCAGUCGCUGCCGCUUCGACCGGGUUUACUUCCGCCCCGCUACCAAGAAUGGCGUCCAACAUCUGGCCCCGGAUCACAUGGCCCUGGUGGGACUGGACAAGCUGGACUGUGGACGCUACACGAGUGAUCACUGGGGAAUCUACUGUAGCUUCUCUGCGGGGUAGAAAAUGUUUGAAACAUGCCGAAACAUGCCAGUUACAGCUUCGUUUAAUGUCCUCAGUUUGUAUUAUGGGUUUUACAGUCCCAGCGCAGACCACGUCAGUGCUGAGGUUCAGUCCACAGCGACGCUUUCUCUGUGAAAGAAGACAUUCUGCCCUCGUCUGAGGUAUCUUGAUUUGAUUGGUUUUAUCUUGUAAUGUCUUUGUUCAAGUUUUUCCCCCGUGCCUAAAAUAGCAAAAGAAACGUAAAGAAAGAACCAAUAAAUGUUAAAAUACACAAA
This is a messenger RNA of Acanthopagrus latus (yellowfin seabream), 1501 nucleotides long. RefSeq names its product tyrosyl-DNA phosphodiesterase 2b (gene tdp2b). The transcript has 7 exons. The record is from RefSeq and is a predicted model, not a curated record. Gene Ontology annotation, biological process: double-strand break repair. Gene Ontology annotation, molecular function: single-stranded DNA binding; 5'-tyrosyl-DNA phosphodiesterase activity; protein binding. The coding region runs from base 138 to 1226 and encodes 362 amino acids. Gene Ontology annotation, cellular component: cytoplasm; PML body. Lineage: Eukaryota; Metazoa; Chordata; Actinopteri; Spariformes; Sparidae.